AUGGCGACAGAGAAUUUUAUGCCCCGAGUCGGCCGCGUAAACAAGCGAACAGUCUCAUUUGUCAAUAUGUCAUGGAUUUAUUUGAUGCGCCUUAAUCCGAGAGCCUGUAUCGAGAGUCAUCGGAGGUUAAUCUAUAAGGCGGGCAGCGGCGACAUCAAAUUCGACCAGCGAAUGGAUAGAGUGUAUUUCUUUCUUUCUUUCUUUCUUUCUUUCUUUCUUUCUUUCUUUCUUUCUAUGUCUUUUUACUAUCUGUCUAUGUCUUUUUACUAUCUAUCUAUCUAUCUAUCUAUCUAUCUAUCUAUCUAUCUAUCUAUCUAUGUCCGUAUAUUCAAUUAUACCGAAUUCAGCCUGUCCCAAUAUUUGGCUAGCCAGCCAGAUAUUCGACCAGCCGAGUCGAAGCCAACGCCAAACGUUGUAAUUACAGCCACGGCCCGUUCCUCGAUCGUCAGGCUCGGCGACCAACUCUCCAUUUCAAAAUAUUGUCCCUGCUUUAACCGUAAUCUCAACACGAAUCAACCACCCACCUAUUGGUUCAGCCUCGAGUUAGCUAUCAUUUUCAAAAAUCUUUUUUUUUUUUAUCUCCAUUUUGAAUUUAUUUCCGAUACUGGAAGUUUCCUGUCUUUUGUUCUUUCACUUUUGUGUUUUCUUUUUCUUAAUCAUUCUUUCUUUCUUUCUUUCUUUCUUUCUUUCUUUCUUUCUUUCUUUCUUUCUAAUAUAGUUUCUUUUUUCUUUUUUCUAAUAUAUUUCUUUUUUACUAUAGUUUUCUUUCUUUCUAAUAUAGCUUUGUUUAUUUGUUCUAAUAUAGUUUUCUUUCUUUCUUUUUAUCUAAUGCAGCUUUUUCUUUUUUAUCUUCAUAAUGUAGUCCAUUCUUACUUUAUUUUUUUUUCUUUCUUUAUAAUAUAUAUAAGUUCUUUCUUUCUUUCUUUCUUUCUCUUUAUUAUAGUUUUUCUUUCUCAUAUAAUUCUUUCUUUCUUUUCCUCUAAUAUAACUUCUUUCCUUCCUUCUUUUUUAUAUUGCCUUUUCCUUUUAAUUUUAAUAUAUUCUUUCUUUCUUUUUAAUAUAGUUUUUCUUUCUCAUAUAAUUCUUUGUUUCUUUUCCUCUAAUAUAACUUCUUUCUUUCCUCCUUUUUUAUAUUGCCUUUUCCUUUACAUUUUAAUAUACAAAUCAGUUAUUCAUUAUUUCUUUCUGUUCAUUCUUCCUCUUCUAGUUUCUUUCUUAGUUGCAUUCUUUUUCUUUCUUAAGUUUUCUUAUAUCGAAAUUUUUUACAUUUUUUCUAAUAUAUUUCUUUCUUUGUUUCUUUCUUUAUUUCUUUCUUUCUUUCUUUCUUUCUUUCUUUCUAAUAUAAUUCUUUCUUUCUUUUUUAUAGCUCUUUUAUUUAUUCUUUCUGUAGCGCUGAUUUUUCUUUCUUUAAAUAAAAAUUUCUUUCUUUUUCUCUAA
This is a messenger RNA of Acanthosepion pharaonis, 1437 nucleotides long. Lineage: Eukaryota; Metazoa; Mollusca; Cephalopoda; Sepiida; Sepiidae. The record is from the annotation of a GenBank genome assembly.